This is a messenger RNA of Pedinophyceae sp. YPF-701, 1560 nucleotides long. NCBI's taxonomy places the organism in Eukaryota, Viridiplantae, Chlorophyta, Pedinophyceae. The record is from the annotation of a GenBank genome assembly.
AUGCACAAGUACCGGCUGGUCGCCAAGAAGGGGGAGGGAACGUUCUCGGAAGUGCUCAAGGCGCAAUGCAUCAAGAACGGGCGGUACUGCGCGAUCAAGUGCAUGAAGAACCACUUCGACUCGUUGGAGCAGGUCAACAGCCUCCGCGAGAUCCAGGCGCUGCGGCGCCUGUCGCCGCACCCCAACAUCAUCAAGCUCCUCGAAGUGCUCUACGACCAGCCGACGGGGCGCCUCGCGCUCGUCUUCGAGCUCAUGGACAUGAACAUCUACGAGCUCAUCCGCGGGCGCCGGCACUACGUCGCGGAGGACCGCGUGCGGCGCUACAUGUACCAACUGCUGAAAGCCAUGGACCACAUGCACCGCAACGGCAUCUUCCACCGCGACAUCAAGCCGGAGAACAUCCUCAUCAUGGACGACCAGCUCAAGCUCGCCGACUUCGGCUCCUGCCGCGGCAUCCACUCCCGGCAGCCCUAUACCGAGUACAUCUCGACGCGCUGGUACCGCGCGCCCGAGUGCCUCCUCACCGACGGGUACUACUCGUACAAGAUGGACAUGUGGGGCGUCGGCUGCGUCUUCUUCGAGAUCGUCUCCCUCUUCCCGCUCUUCCCGGGCCAGAACGAGCUGGAUCAGAUCAACCGCAUUCACCGCAUCAUGGGGACGCCCUCCCAGGACCUCCUCGCGCGCAUGCGCAAGCUCUCGACGCACAUGGACGUGCACUUCGCGCCGGAGGAGGGCUCCGGCAUAGAGCGGCUCAUCCCGCACGCGUCCCCGGAGUGCGUGGACCUUAUGCAUAGGCUCCUGGCGUACAACCCCGACGACCGCAUCUCCGCGCGGCAGGCGCUCCGGCACCCGUACUUCCGCGAGCUGCGCGAGGCGGAGAAGCGCACGCGCUCGCUGCUGACGCCCGAGCUGUCGCACGGGACGCUGGGGAUGCCUCCGGCGACGGGCGACAGCGCGCGCAGCGGCGGCGCGGGGCUGCUGAACAGCACGCGCCGGUCGGACGCGACGGGCGGGCGGCUGUCGAAGGAGGGCAGCCUCGGCGCGCUGCCGUCGAUCACGGGGAAGGGCACGUCGCGGACGAGCGAUCACGCGCUGCCCAACGCCGGCGGCGGCGGCGGGAAGCCGUGGCACCAGGAGAGCGACGAGGACACGCACCCGAUCGGCGGCGGAGGCGGAGCCGGCGGCGGCGGCGGCGGCGGCGGCAGCAAUUUGCCCCCCAUCUCAGGCUCGGGGGCCCUGGGGGGCAGCCACGUGAGCAAGGCGCGUCACGGCGGCAAGCACGCGACGCACGGCGCGCACGGCGGCGGGUUCGGGUACCAGCGGUCCGGCGCGUACGGGAAGCAGCGGCACGCGAAGCCCAGCGGGUCCAAGGUAAAGGGGGUGGCAAGCAGCGAGGACCCGGACGACACGCCGAGCGCGCUGCGCGGGAGCCACCGCGGCGUGGCGCGCGGCGGGCACAGCACGAAGAAGUACGGGGGCGCGCACGGGUCGAUCAAGUACGGCACGGGCGGCCUGGGGAAGCACGCGGCGCAACACAGUUCUUCGAACCUGCACAACUAG